This is a messenger RNA of Exophiala bonariae, 1662 nucleotides long. RefSeq lists its product as uncharacterized. Lineage: Eukaryota; Fungi; Ascomycota; Eurotiomycetes; Chaetothyriales; Herpotrichiellaceae. Gene Ontology annotation, molecular function: superoxide-generating NAD(P)H oxidase activity. The transcript is spliced from 2 exons. Bases 1 to 1662 code for a protein of 553 amino acids. Gene Ontology annotation, biological process: superoxide anion generation; defense response. Gene Ontology annotation, cellular component: NADPH oxidase complex; plasma membrane. The record is from RefSeq and is a predicted model, not a curated record.
AUGGCUACUCUCAAAUCUCAUUUUGCCCCAAGCAAACUCGUCUUUUACUUCUUCUGGUGGGGCUUUCAUUGGGGUGCUUUCGCUUUUGGAUGGUGGAAGCAAUAUUCUGAUCCAAAGCUAGCUGGUCUCAAUACUUUGACAUUUUCAGUCUGGAUGUCGCGUGGUGCUGGCCUGGUCUUGUCAUUCGAUGUCUUGUUCAUCCUAUUACCCAUGUGCCGGAAUUUGAUGCGCUUCAUCCGACCAAAGUUCAAGUUUCUUCCUCUCGAUGAGACCAUCUGGUUCCACAGACAGUGUGCAUAUGCAAUGCUCGUCUUCACUAUGAUCCACGUUCUUGCCCACUAUGUCAACUUCUUCAACGUCGAGAAAACACAGAUUCGACCCGUCACAGCAGUCCAGAUCCACUACGCCCAAGCAGGAGGCGUGACUGGUCAUGUCAUGCUGCUUUGCAUGUUGCUCAUGUACACGACAGCCCACCAGAAGAUUCGACAACAGUCUUUCGAAACUUUCUGGUACACUCACCAUCUAUUCAUUCCAUUCUUCCUCGCCAUGUACACCCACGCUGUUGGCUGCUUCGUCCGUGAUACCGCUGAGCCUUUCUCGCCAUUCGCUGGCAAGGACUUCUGGGGCCAUUGCAUCGGCUACCAAGGUUGGCGUUGGGAGUUAUGGGCCGGUGGUCUUUACCUCUUCGAGCGUCUAUGGAGAGAAGUUCGUGCCCGACGAGACACCAAGAUUUACAAGGUCAUCCGACACCCUUAUGAUGCAAUGGAAAUUCAAUUCCAGAAGCCCAGCAUGAAAUACAAGGCGGGCCAAUGGCUCUUCAUCCAGGUUCCAUCGGUAUCUGGCCAGCAAUGGCAUCCAUUUACCAUUACAUCUUGCCCCUUCGACCCUUAUAUUUCCAUCCACGUUCGUCAAGUCGGUGAUUGGACAAAGGCUGUGGGAGAUGCUCUUGGAUGCGGUCCUUCACAAGCCAAGCAAUUCGACGAUCUCGAUAACAAUGGAAUCUACGAAAUUGCUCUACAACACGGUCAAGAGAUGCCUGCCAUUCGUAUUGAUGGUCCUUAUGGUGCCCCUGCCGAGGAUGUGUUUGACAAUGAAAUUGCUGUUCUCAUUGGCACUGGUAUUGGUGUCACCCCAUGGGCAUCUGUCCUGAAGCAUAUCUACAACAUUCGUGCUGGACCUAACCCUCCUCGUCGUCUCAAGCGUGUUGAGUUUCUGUGGGUUACCCGAUCCAUCGAAUCCUUUGAAUGGUUUCAGACCCUGCUCUCCUCCCUCGAAGCACAGUCCGCACAGGCAGCCGAGACCGUGGGUGGACCAGAAUUCUUGCGCAUCCAUACUUAUCUCACCCAGCGUGUGGACGCAAACACUGCUGCCAACAUUUAUCUCAAUACCGUCGGCAAUGCCGUUGAUCCUCUGACCGAACUGCGAACCAAAACUCAGUAUGGUCGACCUGAUUUCCACCGCCUGUUCGGCGCCAUGCGAGAUGGGUUGAUGGACAACUCAUACCUUGACGUUGGAAAGGAGGGCUCUCUCACCGCUGGAACCAAGGCAACUGUUGGUGUCUAUUUCUGUGGCCCCAGUGCUGCAGCUCGCGAAAUAAAGACCGCUGCAAAAGCCACCAGCAAUGAUCUGGUCAAGUUCAGGUUCUGGAAAGAACACUUCUAG